ACCGUUUGUUCACGGCAGUGUAUUUGGUUUCCUCCGGUAACACCCAGAGAAAGAACGAGUGUAGAACGAUCUAAAACUGAAUCAGAUUUCUUCGACCCCCUAAACCCUAACUGUUUACAUCGAUCACGCUUUCGAAAAUGAAUCGAUUACUUGCCAUGUCGAUUUUGAGGAGGUGUAUGAUCAACAACGGCCGGAAUUUACAUGGAGAAAACAUGUUUCAGUCGCCGGAAUUGACCGCAGCGGUGGUACUGAAUUUGAGGCCGUUUCAUCAGGGGGUAAUUGGUAGAGAUGAGGAUUUCGGAAACUUUAAGUGGAGGAGGAUGAUGAGCUCCACUGCGGAACCUGCGGCGAAGCCGCCAUCGUUGAAGCAGGGUGAUGCGGGGACUGAGAAGAAGGAAGGCGGAGAUGAGGUUAUGCCUGCGAGCUAUUGGGGAAUUUCGAGAUCUAAAAUCACCAGGGAUGAUGGUUCUGAGUGGCCGUGGAACUGUUUCAUGCCAUGGGAUACUUACGAAUCAAACUUGUCGAUAGAUCUCAGCAAGCACCAUGUACCGAAGAAUUUCCUUGAUAAAUUCGCUUUAAGAACCGUGAAACUCCUGAGAAUUCCAACCGAUGUCUUUUUCCAGAGGCGAUAUGGUUGUCGUGCAAUGAUGCUUGAAACUGUAGCAGCAGUCCCAGGAAUGGUGGGCGGAAUGCUGCUCCACCUGAGAUCUCUACGGAAAUUCCAACAAAGUGGUGGUUGGAUCAAAGCGUUGCUUGAAGAAGCUGAGAACGAGAGGAUGCACCUCAUGACAAUGGUGGAGCUCGUGAAACCAAAAUGGUAUGAACGACUUCUGGUUCUAGCAGUUCAGGGGGUGUUCUUCAAUGCGUUUUUUGUUGCAUACAUAUCAUCCCCAAAACUGGCACAUAGAAUUGUUGGGUAUCUUGAAGAAGAAGCUGUGCAUUCAUAUACUGAGUUUUUAAGGGAUAUUGAAAGUGGUGCAAUUGAGAAUGUUCCAGCUCCAGCUAUUGCUAUAGAUUACUGGAGGCUUCCUAAAGAUGCAACCUUGAAAGAUGUGAUAACUGUCAUUCGAGCUGAUGAAGCUCAUCAUCGAGAUGUCAACCACUUUGCUUCUGACAUCCAUUUCCAAGGUAAGGAAUUGAGGGAGGCUCCAGCGCCUGUGGGUUACCAUUAAGGUAUAGAAUUAAUAUUUGUGUUAAUGUCUGUUUUUAAUCGAGAAAAGAAGCAAUCCUAUUCCUAUACAAUUUGGACUUGUAUUCAAGUAUGGAUAUUACCACUGAAGCCAGUGUUUUUAAAGAAAUCAUAUUUUUGUGUUA
Molecule: messenger RNA, 1314 nt
Organism: Lactuca sativa (garden lettuce)
Lineage: Eukaryota; Viridiplantae; Streptophyta; Magnoliopsida; Asterales; Asteraceae
Product: ubiquinol oxidase, mitochondrial
Biological process (GO): alternative respiration
Cellular component (GO): mitochondrion
Molecular function (GO): alternative oxidase activity
Source: RefSeq, a predicted model, not a curated record